Penicillium salamii is the source of this 1254-nucleotide messenger RNA. NCBI's taxonomy places the organism in Eukaryota, Fungi, Ascomycota, Eurotiomycetes, Eurotiales, Aspergillaceae. The record is from the annotation of a GenBank genome assembly.
AUGCCUUCCAACGACUUCGUCCGAACAGUCUCCCGCAGCUACCGUGUCCUUGUGAUCGGCGGCUCAUAUAGUGGUCUCGCAGCAGCCCUGAGCCUCAUAGAUCUCUCCAAUGCCCGCGUCCCCCGCUUCACAUAUAACCCCGAAGCCAAACCCCCCACACACCGCGUCCCAAUCCAAAUAACCAUCGUCGAUAAACGCGAUGGAUACUUCCAUUUGAUUGGCUCGCCCAAGGCACUGGCGUGUAAGAAAUUCGCAGCCGAGGCAUGGACUCGAUUCCAAGAUAUUCCGGGACUGAAGAGUCCGGAUCUGAGUUUCAUUCAGGGAAAUGUGAGCUCGGUGGAUUUCAAGAAUAAGGUUGCGCAUAUUGUGGAUUCGGAGAAGAAUGAUCGCACUGAGUCGUAUGAUUAUUUAAUUGCUGCUUCUGGUUUGCGUCGCUCCUUCCCGACUGUGCCGCAGUCUUUGAGACGGGAUGAAUUCCUGAAGGAGGCGGAGGGACAUAUGGCUCAUGUGGAGAAUGCUCGUGAUGGUGUUGUGGUUGUUGGUGGAGGUGCUGUUGGUGUGGAGAUGGCGGCUGAAUUGAAGAUUCUCAAUCCCUCGCAGAAGGUGACGCUUAUUCACUCGCGAAACCGUCUGUUGUCGUCUGAGCCGUUGCCGGAUGACUUUGCGGAGCGGGCUCAUUCCAUCUUACUCGAUACAGGUGUCGAGGUGGUUCUCGGACAGCGUGUUAUUGAGACAACUGCUGUCGACGAGGAGAAUGCGCGAGUCUGGAAGUUGACGCUGAGCGAUGGCCGGAAACUCACUGCUGGCCAUGUGUUGAACGCUAUCUCGCAAUCUGUCCCUACCUCGACAUACUUGUCCAAGGAGGCAUUGAACGAGGAGGGAUACAUCAAAGUGCACCCUUCACUGCAAUUCUCCGGCCCCAUUCCCAACCCCCAUAACCACUGGGCUGUGGGAGAUCUGGUCGAGUGGGAAGGUAUCAAGCGGUGCGGUGGUGCCAUGCACAUGGGACACUAUGCUGCCAUGAACAUUCACGAGCACAUGUUGGAGGAGUGCACCGGCCAAAAGCCCAACUACCAGACCCUGUCACCGUUCCCGGCGGUGAUGGGCUUGGCUAUUGGUCAUAAGGCUGUGAGCUACACGCCUGCCGAGGGAACUCGGGAGGGCGAGGAUCUGCAGAAGAGUUUGUUUGGAAAGGAUAUGGGCCAUACCAUUUGCUGGAACUAUAUGCGUCUUGGUGAGGCGAUCAAGGCGUAA